Mangifera indica (mango) is the source of this 474-nucleotide messenger RNA. RefSeq lists its product as uncharacterized. Bases 1 to 474 code for a protein of 157 amino acids. The transcript has a single exon. Lineage: Eukaryota; Viridiplantae; Streptophyta; Magnoliopsida; Sapindales; Anacardiaceae. The record is from RefSeq and is a predicted model, not a curated record.
AUGGAAUCAGAAUUGGAAAUGAUUAAUAAGAAUACAACUUGGAGCUUGGUUGAUAGACCUGAAGAUCACAAAGUCAUAGGAGUAAAAUGGAUUUAUAGAACCAAGUAUAAUCCAAAUGGUUUCAUAAAUAAACUCAAAGCUAGAUUAGUUGUAAAAGGAUAUCUUCAACAACCUGGGAUAGAUUACUUUGAUACAUUUGCACCUGUGGCCAGGUAUGAUACAAUCAGAAUGCUAAUUGCUUUGGCUACAAAAAUGGAGUGGGAAAUCUAUCACUUGGACAUUAAAUCAGCAUUCCUAAAUGGGGUUCUAAUGAAAACAUCUUUGUUGAACAACCUGAUGGCUUUAAAAUAUCAGGUCAGGAAGGAAAAGUAUACAAAUUGCAUAAGACCCUUUAUGGUCUCAAGCAAGCCCCCAAGGCUUGGUAUUGCAAAAUUCAUUCUUAUUUGCUGGAUCAAGGAUUUGAAUGUAGCUUGA